Prorocentrum cordatum is the source of this 546-nucleotide messenger RNA. The record is from the annotation of a GenBank genome assembly. Lineage: Eukaryota; Dinophyceae; Prorocentrales; Prorocentraceae.
GAUUCCCAUUGCGGACUCGCGAUGGUCGCCAUCUUUGGCGUCGUCACGACGCCGGUGCAGAAGCCAUUUUGGCUCAAGAGUCUAGCAGCCAAGUUAUCUGUGCACCUCGCCCAUGGAUCGCGCAGGGUGGCAGAGAAACCCUGCUACGGGUGCGCCGCAUGGCGCGGAGUUCCUCGUCCUCCUCGUCCUCUAGCGGCGAACGGGGAAAGAAGGACAAAAAGAAAAAGGGCAAGAAGGAGAAGAAGGAGAAGAAGGACAAAAAGGACAAGAAGGGCAAGAAGGACAAGAAGGACAAAAAGGCCGCCAGCAAGGAGGCGCAGGCCAGGAGCAGGGCCGCUGCGUGGGAGUGCGACCGCGCCGAGGCGAAGCGCCUGGUGAAGUCGCUGCUGGAGCUGGACGCCGAGGUGGCCGAGGAGCUCGGGGCCGUCUUCGAGGGCCUCGACAGCGGCGCCCUGGUCCGCCUGGAGUGCGUGGCGGAUAAGCAGGCCCGCAAGAAGCUGCGGCACCUCCUGCAGGCGCCCGGCGGCGCGCCAAGCUCAGGAGGGG